Molecule: messenger RNA, 503 nt
Organism: Nipponia nippon (crested ibis)
Lineage: Eukaryota; Metazoa; Chordata; Aves; Pelecaniformes; Threskiornithidae
Source: RefSeq, a predicted model, not a curated record
CAGGUACCAUGAAGCUGGAAUUGGCUCAGUAUCGUGAAGUAGCUGCCUUUGCUCAGUUUGGGUCUGAUCUGGAUGCUGCCACACAACAGCUGUUGAACCGUGGUGUACGUCUGACAGAGCUUCUCAAACAAGGACAAUAUGUUCCCAUGGCUAUUGAGGAGCAGGUUGCAGUCAUCUAUGCUGGUGUAAGAGGUCACUUGGACAAGCUGGAGCCCAGCAAAAUCACUAAAUUUGAGAGUGCUUUCCUAGCUCACGUGCUGAGCCAGCACCAGGCCCUCCUCUCCACGAUCAGGACCGAAGGAAAGAUCUCUGACCAGACGGAAGCUAAGUUGAAGGAAAUAGUCACAAAUUUCCUGGCUACUUUCGAGGCGUAAACUCCUACCUGUUCAAACAGACCAGGCUGUCGUGAUCCCGUGCUCCAGCUCCAUCAAAGACUUCACAGUAUGUGCGACUUGAAUGUACAGAUCUCAGUGAGAAUAAAAGUUUCCAUGUAAAAAGGCUUG